Oncorhynchus masou masou (cherry salmon) is the source of this 1487-nucleotide messenger RNA. RefSeq names its product amyloid-beta A4 precursor protein-binding family A member 2-like. Lineage: Eukaryota; Metazoa; Chordata; Actinopteri; Salmoniformes; Salmonidae. Gene Ontology annotation, biological process: chemical synaptic transmission. Gene Ontology annotation, cellular component: cytoplasm; plasma membrane; dendritic spine. The coding region runs from base 150 to 1430 and encodes 426 amino acids. The transcript has 10 exons. Gene Ontology annotation, molecular function: protein binding; amyloid-beta binding. The record is from RefSeq and is a predicted model, not a curated record.
CAGCUUCACCAGCUUCACCAGCUCCACCAGCUUCAGCUCCACCAGCUUCAGCUCCACCAGCUUCAGCUUCACCAGCUUCACACCACAACACAGAGCCACAGAGGGAGUACCCCGAGGAGAGACAGACACGGACACAGACACACAAACAGAUGCCCCAUAACAUCUCAGAGCAGCAGCCUGGCACGCCCCACUGUCCAGAGCCCCGGGCCCUACAGGAGGACAGUCACAACACACCUCAGCCUGAACCAACACAGAACAACGCCUCCUUCCCCAGCUUCGUGGAUGUCCCAGGUCCGUGUGAGCCAGAGGACCUGAUUGAUGGCAUCAUCUUUGCUGCUAAUUACCUGGGUUCCACCCAGCUGCUGUCUAACAAGAACCCAUCUAAAGGAACACGCAUGGCCCAGGCGCAGGAGGCUGUCAGCCAGGUCAAGAGCCAAGAUGGAGACUCUCAGACGGUGACAGAAGUGGACCUCUUCAUCUCCACCAAGGCUGUCAAAGUGCUGAAUGCCGACUCACAGGAGACGCUGAUGGACAGUGCGUUGCGUUCCAUAUCCUACAUCGCAGACAUCGGGAGCAUCGUGGUUCUGAUGGCUCGUACUCGUAUGGCAGACACAUCCUCGCAGGACUGUAGUGAAGCUGAUCUCUCCUGCUCAGAGGGACCGAGACGGUACAGAAUGAUCUGCUAUGUCUUCGAGUCAGAGGACGCCCAGCUCAUUGCCCAGUCCAUCGGCCAGGCGUUCAGCGUUGCCUACAGGGAGUUUCUCCGUGCUAACGGGAUCAACCCUAAGGACCUGAGUCAGAAACAAUACAGUGACAUCAUCAAUUCCCAGGAAAUGUACAAUGACGACCUGGUCCAUUUCUCAAACUCUGACAACUGUAAAGAGCUGGAGUUGGAGAAGCAGAAGGGAGAGAGCCUAGGUGUGGUGAUAGUGGAGUCUGGCUGGGGCUCCAUCCUGCCAACAGUUAUCCUAGCUAACAUGUUGAACAGCGGCCCGGCUGCCCGCUCUGGGAAACUCAGCGUCGGGGACCAGAUCAUGUCCAUUAACAACACCAGCCUGGUGGGCCUGCCGUUAGCUACCUGCCAAGGCAUCAUCAAGGGUCUGAAGAGCCAGGUGCAGGUGAAGCUGAGCAUCGUGAGUUGUCCUCCUGUCACCACCGUCCUCAUCAAGAGACCUGACCUCAAGUUCCAGCUGGGCUUCAGUGUUCAGAACGGCAUCAUCUGUAGUCUGAUGCGCGGAGGUAUCGCGGAGCGAGGAGGGGUGCGAGUCGGCCACAGGAUCAUUGAGAUCAAUGGGCAGAGUGUGGUUGCCAUGCCGCACGAGAAGAUAGUCCAGACCCUGUCUGUGUCAGUGGGAGAGAUCAACAUGAAGACCAUGCCUGCAGUGAUGUUCAGACUGUUAACAGGGCAGGAGAUUCCCGUCUACAUUUAGACUCUCCACAUCAGAGUUCUAAAUGGCACCCUAUUCCCUAUGUAGUGCACUACUUUA